Molecule: messenger RNA, 523 nt
Organism: Drosophila takahashii
Lineage: Eukaryota; Metazoa; Arthropoda; Insecta; Diptera; Drosophilidae
Gene: Sfp51E
Product: Seminal fluid protein 51E
Source: RefSeq, a predicted model, not a curated record
AUUCCUCAUGAAUCGAAUCUAUAUAUUUUUACUACUCGCCCUGGGGUUCCUUGCCUUCAGUUGGGCUCGUCAGUGCAAGGAAGGUUUUAUUUUCAAUCCGAAACGGGAAAAAUGUGAAGCAGCACCGGCCACAGAAGCACCACCAAAAUGUCGACGUGGAAGGUACUGGGUUCCAGCGAAGAAAAAGUGCGUCAAGCUACGAAAAAUUAUUUCAGGAUUUUACCCCGAAACACAUCAUAACUCAACCCAUAGUGGCUUGAAACUUCCAUGUCCUAAGGGCACCUUACCUUUGGGAAAACUUUGUGUAAAGGAAUCAAUCAGGAAAAAAAAUAAUACCGAGACUACAGAAAAAACGAUGUUUUUGGAACCGAAGGGUUCCAAGUAUCAAAUUUUCAUAAAAGCAAAGCAUUAAGUUUGUUGGACAGUUCCUGCUUUUUCCUAAUGAUUUUAAAAUUUGAUUGCUUCAUGUUAUGAAGCUAUUAUCAUGUUAUGAUAAAAUUUUAAAAAUCAAUUAUGAGAAAAG